This is a messenger RNA of Colius striatus (speckled mousebird), 2644 nucleotides long. RefSeq names its product ATP binding cassette subfamily F member 1 (gene ABCF1). The transcript is spliced from 26 exons. The coding region runs from base 55 to 2562 and encodes 835 amino acids. Gene Ontology annotation, molecular function: ATP binding; ATP hydrolysis activity. The record is from RefSeq and is a predicted model, not a curated record. Lineage: Eukaryota; Metazoa; Chordata; Aves; Coliiformes; Coliidae.
CGGGGAGCGGGAAGCGGAAGUGCCGGCGCAGGCGCAGUGUGGCGGCGCCCGGCCAUGCCGAAGGGAGCGAGACCCGCGGCGGCCAAGCAGGAGCAAUGGCGGGGGGAGGGAGAGGCCCAGGAGCAACCAGUCAAAAAGGGCAAAAAGGACCGGCGGGGCAAGAAAUCGUUCUUCGAGGAGCUGGUGGAGGAGGAGAAAUCGGCUCCCCCCGAAGCCGCCACCCCCCCCGAAAAGGAGGCGCCGGCACAGCAGGCGUCGAAGAAGAAACGGGAGCGAAGGAAAGAACAACAACGGCGGCGCGGGGGGGCGGAGGCUGAGCCCCAGGAGCUGGAGCUGAGCCGCAGGCUGCAGGAGCUGGCGGCUGGGGACAGCGAGGAAGAGGAGGAGGAAGCGCCCAGGAAAGGGGGGAGGAGGAGGAAGGGCGGGAACGUGUUCGCGGCGCUGAGUCAGGAGCAGAGCGAGGAGGAGGAGGAGCAGGAGAAGGCUGAAGGCUCCCGGCCCAGCAAGGGCAGAAAGGAGGAAGAGGAGGGUGACAAAAAGAAGAGGAAGAACCAGAAGAACGAGAAGAGCAAAGGGAGGAAACAGAGCAAAGCCCUGAGCGAGGACGAGGCCGAAGGCUCCGAUGAGGAUCCACAGCCCAAAGGCCGGAAGAACAAAUUCGCAGCCCUGCGUGAUGAGGAUGAGGAGGAUGAGGAGGAGGAUGAAGAAGCCCCAAAGAGCAUCAAGGCUGAAGAGGAGGAGGAGCAGCAGGGGACGAAGGCUGAGCCUGACGCCCGGGUGAGCAAGAAGGAGAAGAAGAAGAUGAAGAAGCAGCUGGAGUACGAGAGGCAAGUGGCCACCAUCAAGGCCGCGGCGGCCACCGGCGACAACGACUUCGCCGUGUCCCAGGCCGAGCUGUCCUCGCGCCAGGCCAUGCUGGAGAACGCCUCUGACAUCAAGCUGGAGAAGUUCAGCAUCUCAGCCCACGGGAAGGAGCUUUACGUCAACGCCGACCUCUACAUCGUGGCCGGGCGCCGCUACGGGCUGGUGGGGCCCAACGGGAAAGGGAAAACCACGUUGCUGAAACACAUCGCUAACAGGACACUGAGCAUCCCCCCCAACAUCGAUGUGCUGCUGUGUGAGCAGGAGGUGGUGGCUGACGACACCCCAGCCGUCCAGGCCGUGCUCCGAGCCGACACCAAGCGGCUGCAGCUGCUGGAGGAGGAGAAGCGGCUGCAGGCGCUGCUGGACAAGGGCGAGGACGCGGCUGCCGAGCGCCUGGAGAAGGUGUAUGAGGAGCUGAGGGCCAUUGGGGCUGCUGCAGCCGAGGCCAAGGCCAGGAGGAUCCUGGCUGGGUUGGGCUUUAACCCCGAGAUGCAGAACAGAGCCACCAGGAAGUUCUCGGGGGGCUGGAGGAUGAGGGUGUCGCUGGCUCGGGCUCUGUUCAUGGAGCCGACGCUGCUGAUGCUGGAUGAACCCACCAACCACCUGGAUCUGAACGCAGUCAUCUGGCUCAACAACUACCUGCAGGGCUGGCGCAAGACGCUGCUGGUGGUGUCCCAUGACCAGGGAUUCCUGGACGACGUGUGCACAGACAUCGUGCACCUGCACAGCCAGCGCCUCUCCUACUACAGGGGCAACUACAUGACCUUCAAGAAGAUGUACGAGCAGAAGCAGAAGGAGCUGCUGAAGCAGUUUGAGAAGCAGGAGAAGAAGCUGAGAGACCUCAAAGCCGGGGGCAAAUCCACCAAGCAGGCGGAGAAGCAGACCAAGGAGGCGCUGACGAGGAAGCAGCAGAAGUGCCGGCGCCGGGCGGGCAGCGAGGAGCGGGGCGAGGGGCCGGAGCUGCUGAGGCGGCCGCGCGAGUACAGCGUCCGCUUCACCUUCCCCAACCCGCCCCCCCUCAGCCCCCCCAUCCUUGGCCUGCACGGGGUGGAUUUUGGCUACGAGGGGCAGGAGCUGCUGUUCCACAACCUCGACUUUGGCAUCGACAUGGAGUCCAGGGUUUGCAUCGUGGGCCCCAAUGGGGUUGGGAAGAGCACGUUGCUGCGGCUGCUGACGGGGCAGCUGACCCCGACCCGGGGGCAGAUGCGGAAGAACCAUCGGCUGAAAAUCGGGUUCUUCAACCAACAAGCGGCCGAGCAGCUGCGGCUGGAGGAGACGGCGGCCGAGUACCUGCAGCGCGGCUUCAACCUCCCGCACCAGGACGCCAGGAAGUGCCUGGGGCGCUUCGGCCUCGAGGGACACGCCCACACGCUGCAGAUCGCCAAGCUCUCGGGCGGGCAGAAGGCCCGGGUGGUCUUUGCCGAAUUGGCCUGUCGGGAGCCCGACGUCCUCAUCCUGGAUGAACCAACCAACAACCUGGACAUCGAGUCCAUCGACGCUCUGGCCGACGCCAUCAACGAGUUCCAGGGAGCGGUGAUCGUGGUGAGCCACGACGCGCGGCUGAUCACCGAGACCGGCUGCCAGCUCUGGGUGGUGGAGGAUCGCGGCCUCAGCCAGAUCGACGGCGACUUCGACGAUUACAAGCGCGAGGUGCUGGAGGCGCUGGGCGAGGUCAUGGUCGCCCGGCCCCGGGACUGAGGGCUGGGGGUGGGGCAGCCCCUGGGACCCCCCCAAAACACCCCCCCCACAGCCCCAAGGUGCUGGUAAUAAAGAGCAACGG